AUGGUGGUGUCGCGGCGGAGAAGAACUCAGGUGAUAAACCGUAGAUCAAUGGCGGAUGAUUCUGAUUCGGAAUUGGAUACGGUCUGCGAGGAAUGCAGCUCAGGGAAACAACCUGCGAAGCUGCUUCUUUGCGACAAAUGCGACAAAGGGUUUCAUCUGUUCUGUCUCAGACCGAUUCUCGUUUCGGUUCCUAAAGGCUCUUGGUUCUGCCCCUCGUGUUCUAAACACCAGAACCCUAAAGCUUUCCCUCUUGUUCAGACCAAACUCAUAGACUUCUUUCGGAUUAAACGGUCCUCAUCUUACAUCUCAUGUUCUCCUCCAGAUAAUAUUGGGAAGAAAAGGAAAAGGACUAGCUUGGUGAUGUCAAAGAAGAAGAGGAAGCUUCUUCCUUACAACCCAACCGUUGAUCCUCAAAGAAGACUCGAGCAAAUGGCCUCUCUCGCCACUGCGUUGAGAGCAUCCAAUACUGAGUUCAGCAACAAGCUUACUUAUGUACAUAGCAAGGCUCUAAGAUCUGCAAACAAAGCUGUCCUUGAGAAAGGAGGCAUGCAGGUUCUAUCUAAACAAGAUGCAGAGACAUUUGCCUUGUGCAAGAACAUGAUGGUUCGUGGUGAAUGUCCACCUCUUAUGGUCGUCUUUGAUCCUUAUGAAGGGUUCACAGUAGAGGCUGAUAGGUGUAUUAAAGACUUGACUAUAAUCACAGAGUAUGUUGGUGAUGUUGAUUAUCUGAGCAACAGAGACAAUAACUAUGAUGGAGACAGCAUGAUGACUCUCCUCCAUGCCUCUGAUCCUUCGCAAUGCCUCGUUAUUUGCCCUGACAAACGCAGUAACAUCGCACGUUUCAUCAGCGGCAUCAACAACCACACUCCAGAAGGGAGGAAGAAACAGAACCUGAAGUGUGUGAGGUUCAACAUCAACGGAGAAGCUAGGGUUCUUCUCGUAGCUAAUAGAGAUAUAUCUAAAGGGGAGCGAUUGUAUUAUGACUACAACGGAUAUGAACAUGAAUAUCCAACUGAAAAUUUUGUAUAACCUAAAAUUAUAUAUGUAAACUUGUUCAGCAAGAAACCAAAAUGGUCUCUAGUCUUCCCAUGAAUCAAGCCUUAUUUCAAGUAGUACCACAA
Brassica oleracea var. oleracea is the source of this 1121-nucleotide messenger RNA. RefSeq names its product histone-lysine N-methyltransferase ATXR6-like. The coding region runs from base 1 to 1029 and encodes 342 amino acids. Lineage: Eukaryota; Viridiplantae; Streptophyta; Magnoliopsida; Brassicales; Brassicaceae. Gene Ontology annotation, molecular function: protein binding. The record is from RefSeq and is a predicted model, not a curated record. The transcript is spliced from 6 exons.